GGGGGCGGCCGCGGGGCUUUAGGGCCGGCGGGAGGCGGUGCCCCGUCUCCGCGGUGGUGCCGGCGGGAGGCGGCGGCGUCGUGCGCGGCUGUCCGGCCAUGGAGGACGUGUGGCUGUCGGUGGCGGCGCGGGUGGGCGCCGUGUGGCUGGCGCUGGUGCUCGGGCUCAUCGUGCUGCCCUCGGCGCUGGGCGUCUCGCUGGGCAUCUCCGAGGCCUACAUGUGGGUGCUGGUGAAGACGCUGGAGUGGGCCACUAUACGGAUAGAAAAAGGUGCCAAAAAGCCACAGCCACAGAUGCCAAAGACUCCUACUGCUAAUGGCAGGCAGGUGUUCAGAUACUUCCAGGAGAGAAGGGCCCUAUGGCGCUUAACAGGUAUCAUUGAAAGAGAUGAAACGUCUAUGGAGGAAGAAAUUGCACAUAUGGAUGAACUGAAUUUCGAAUUCUCUGACGUUUUCUACUUCUGCAGAAAAGGGUUUGGGGCUAUUGUGGAUGAUGCAGUCACCCAGAGGUUUUCCUCAGAAGAGCUGCUCUCUUGGAAUCUCCUGACGAGGACUAAUGUCAACUUCCAUUACAUCAGCCUGAGGCUGACUAUUGUGUGGGUCAUUGGGGUUGUAGUGCGGUACUGCUUCCUGCUGCCCCUACGCAUUACCCUCGCUGCCAUUGGGAUUUCGUCAAUGAUUGUGGGAACAACAUUGGUAGGCCAGCUGCCAAACAGCAGUGUGAAAAACUACCUGAGUGAAUUGGUCCACCUCACGUGCUCCCGCAUCCUCGUCAGAGCUCUGUCUGGUACCAUCCAUUAUCAUAACAAGGAAAACAGACCUAAGAAAGGAGGAAUUUGUGUUGCCAACCACACAUCACCGAUAGAUGCAAUCAUUCUGACAAAUGAUGGAUGCUAUGCCAUGGUUGGCCAGGUUCAUGGUGGGCUGAUGGGAGUCAUCCAGCGAGCCACGGUCAAGGCCUGUCCUCACGUCUGGUUUGAACGCUCCGAGAUCAAGGAUCGCCAUCUAGUGACGAAAAGACUCAGGGAACAUGUGGCAGAUAAAAGCAAGCUUCCAAUUUUAAUUUUUCCAGAAGGCACCUGCAUAAACAAUACAUCUGUGAUGAUGUUCAAGAAGGGGAGCUUUGAAAUAGGAGGGACAAUCUAUCCUGUUGCAAUCAAAUAUGAUCCUCAGUUUGGAGAUGCAUUCUGGAACAGCAGCAAAUACAACAUCGUGAGCUACCUGCUGCGAAUAAUGACAAGCUGGGCCAUUGUUUGCAACGUGUGGUACUUGCCACCAAUGGUUAGAGAGGAGGAUGAAGAUGCUGUUCACUUUGCCAACAGAGUGAGGUCAGCCAUUGCUCGCCAAGGAGGACUGACUGAACUUCCCUGGGAUGGAGGUCUGAAACGAGCGAAAGUCAAAGAUACUUUCAGAGAAGAACAGCAGAAAAACUACAGCAGGAUGCUAGUGAGAAAUGGAUCCAUAGGAAGCCUGUCUGCAGGAACAGAGUCAGACUGAAUGGUGGUUCUUGAAAGUUAACUUUGCACAACCAGCCUUAGCAGGAGUAAUGUUUUUUAAUUAAAAAAAGAAAAGGACAAAAAAUAGAGCAAGACAACAAUAAAACCCUUCAUGACGUGUAUGCAUAUUCUCUGUAUGGCUGGUGCAGAGCCUGCCAAGGACAGUGCCUCUGUAUUCCUCCUUAUUCACUCUUCUCACUCUCCUACCCCUCCCCAUCUUUAUGUGAUGAUGCACUGCAGCUCCUGGUAUUCCUGAGCUGAAUGCCAGCAGAGUUAAGAGACACAAGGAAAACAGCACCCCAGAGUUUCUGAGUUUGUAAGGAUGAAGGGAAAUACACUGAAUAGAUGCUGUCAGGAAAACUGGUUGUGAAGAUACCUCUUGCUUAUGGUACACUGAAGAUUUAAACAUAACAAAAUGUUGUCUUUUUUUUCCCCCCCGUGGCUCACUGAGUUUUUGUUGUAGGUUUUUUAAAUAACAUGUUUUAGGAUAUUGUCAGAACUGUAAGAUUCACUCUUGGGUUAGCUUGCACCUGGAUGUGCAAGGAGGGAAUGGAAGCAAGGGCUGCAGAGACCCUAGGAUGGGAAAGGAGCUGCCCUACCAAAAGCACAGUUCAUGGCCCAUGAGGAAUUUGGUGGCCUUACAACGCGGUAUCAUCUUUACUGAGAACUGCUACCUGAGGGAAGAUAAGGGGCAAGUCCUCAAUCUCCCUGCCCACUGCUAUUGUUGAAAUUGCUUUCUUGAGCUCUGAGACUGUAAAGGUAAGAGACAGGAAACAGUUGGAUAAUGAAUUUUUAUGAAGUGGAUUUUCAGGAGUACCCUUCUGUAAAAAUUGCUGCUGGUGGCUUAAAGUUCUCAAGAGAACCACUCCAAAAACACAUUUUGUGUUUUCUGGGCUAGCAAUAGCUACCACAACUAUAAACAUAGGCUCCAUAAGUCACCUAUGGUACAAGAUGUGGCAUGUCCAAAUAUGCAACAUAUUGCUGUCUGAAUGUAAUGAAAAAUAAAUUCUAUAUUUCUAAUG
Molecule: messenger RNA, 2517 nt
Organism: Corapipo altera (White-ruffed manakin)
Lineage: Eukaryota; Metazoa; Chordata; Aves; Passeriformes; Pipridae
Gene: GPAT3
Product: glycerol-3-phosphate acyltransferase 3
Exons: 13
Coding region: 99-1496 (465 amino acids)
Biological process (GO): triglyceride biosynthetic process
Cellular component (GO): endoplasmic reticulum
Molecular function (GO): glycerol-3-phosphate O-acyltransferase activity
Source: RefSeq, a predicted model, not a curated record